AUGUCGGCAGCAUCUGCGGGUCUGGAACUGUACCAUCUGACGUUACAAAGGCAAUCCAACUACAUCCAUUCUUGCGUGGGGCAUUUUGUAGACCUUCCUGGCAGCGCUGUUGGAAAGCGUAAAUCGAGGAAAGACUACCAAGUAUGUAUCGCUAGUGAAACACAUCUCGAGCUUUAUGACCUGGAAGAAGGGGGAUUCCGAUGCCUCGCAGUGGUGCCAAUCUUCGCUACGAUCACUGCCAUGCAGAGCUUACCAGUGGAGACCAAUUACUCGUACUUGGUUCUGGUAACAGACUCUGGCAAUCUGUCUUUACUUCAAUUUGUUAACGAUGCAAAAACCAUAAGACUACAUUCACUAUUCAAUGAGCCCUUUGCGAGAAGUGGGCUCCGAAAGCUGGCGCCACAGAGAUAUGUCGAGGUUGACCCUCAGGGCAGAUGCAUUUUCAUAUCUGCCACCGAACGCAACAAACUGUGCUACCAAACGGACUUCAGAAAUAGCACUCUCAAUGUUUCCUCACCUUUAGAAUUCCAGAAAUCAAAUCGCAUUACAAUUUCGACAACCGUGUGUGACGUGGCAUUUGACAAUCCAACGUACGCAUCGUUGGAGAUGGAUACUACGGAUGGCUGCAAAUACUUGGCAUUCUAUAUGUUGGAUUUGGGUUUGAACCAUGUAGUCCAGCAAAUUGAGACUUCAUUGCCUUCGAGUGCUAAUUUCGUCGUCGCUGUACCGAAUCUGGAGCGGUACGGUGUCAACACAAAGUCAGAGCAACAUGAAUCUCAAGCUAACGACGACGCAAUAAAUUCGUUUGUUAUAGUGGCUCUAGACAGUAGGUUGAUGCUCAAAGACGCUCACGGGAGUUUUGGUCUUGAGGUAAAUUUGCCGACUCGGACCUCAGAGGCUCUAACUAUUAUCUCGGCAGCAGUACACAAGCUUAAGAAGGAAUUUUUCAUACUGUUGCAAUGCAACAAUGGAGAUCUGUACAAAGUGAAAAUAAUACCUGAUGAAGAUUCCAAACUUCGCCCCAAAAUCACAGUGGCUUACUUCGACUCAAUCGCACCCAGCUCGAAGCUUCAUAUUUUUCGAAAUGGGUUACUUUUGUCUCUUCAAGAGCUUUCUGGAUACAGCCUUUAUGAAUUUGAAAGUUUAGGCGAUGAUGAAAAUACUCUGACAUCAAAUGAGCCGGCAAAGCAUUUGAAGAUAACACCUUCGUCACAACUUGAGAAUUUGUCCGUUCUACAUCAAUCUCAUAGUUCAAAUCCGGUUCUGGCAUCCGAGGUGGUCGAAUCUACACCGCUUACACUACUCAUGAGUCAGUGUAAGCAGGACCUGAAAAUCUUAAAAUCCGGGGUCAACUUCAGUGAGCUCAUCACAUCACCACUGCCGCCAAAAGUAAGCGGGCUUUGGUCGAUUCGCUUGAGCAGUGAACCAUGGCAUAGGCUUAUAUUAUUAGCUCUGCCCAAAACGACAAUGGUACUGAAAAUCGAAGAAGGCACGCUCGAAGAGCUGGAGGCAGCUAACAAUAAAUUUAAGAUCGAAAACGAUACCACCAUUUUUGCUGGGUUGAUGGGACAAAAGACGAUCAUUCAAGUCUGCGAAAACUCUAUGUUACAAUUAAGCUAUGAAAGGCAAACAGAGACGAUGAGCAUAAGUCUGGAAUGGCUUCCCCCAGCGGGUAUUAAGAUAAUGAAGGCAACCACUUCGUCGUGUCAGCUGGCGCUUGCUCUUUCGAACAAUGAAGUUGUUUACUUUGAGCUGGAUAUCACAGCCGGUGCGGAGACUUUGAACGAAUACCAAGGCAGGGUUGAGCUCCCUGAUAGGAUUACAGAUUUGAGUCUAUGCGACGUGUUCAGAAGCGAUUUUCUGGCUGUUGGGUGCCAGGAUUCGUCUGUUAAAAUAUAUGGACUCAAAGCUUCUGAUGAUUCCUUUCUAGAAAUGAUCUCAAUGCAAGUCUUACUUUCACCACCUAGCAGCGUAAAAUUCAUGCUCUCGAAGGCUCAUUUAUAUUUGCAUGUUGGUUUGAACUCGGGUGUUUACAUUCGCUCGAGUGUAGAUCGAUUUGAUGGCCAGCUUUUCGACCUGCGAACCAAGUUUUUGGGCUCAAAGCCUGUUAGAAUCACAGCUUUGCCACACAUCGAUGUUAACGCCGUAUCACAUAAUGAAGAGGAGGAAGGUGAUGAGGAUGAGGACGAGGAAAGUAGAGUCGAUGGUCGUGCAGCUUCGAGUGAAACGUCAUGUGUUGCUUUACAUUGUGACAAAGCUUGGGUCAGUUACGAAGCUGACGGUAUGUUCUACGUUAGGCCAAUGAUUCUCUCGAAAAACGUUUCAUUGGAGGCGAUUGCCGAAUUUCGAACAAGUGACAUCAAAAUAAAUGGAUGCUGCGCUCUAUCAUCGCGCGGGUCCCUCUUGAUUGGCCGCCUUGAUAAAUUUUCGAAACGUAAUGAGUGGUUUCAACAAAACGAAGAGCUUGACAUUCAUGAUGAGGCUGUGGAAAGGAAUGAAUAUCGCGGACACAGGAUCAUCGCAGACCCUGUAGAUCAAAAGUUAUUUUACAGUGUUGAAAAUGACAUCAACGGAGGCGCCUGCCGACUCUCAGCUCACCGAGCUGGGUUUUCAUUGGACAUCAACACAGAGGGGAAUAAAUAUUUUGGUAUUGAUGACGUUUGUCUAGGUGCGCAGAUCGCUAGAUUCGGAACCAGCAAUAAUUAUCUCGUGCUGUCCACUAAGAACCUAAAGCUCAAAACAUUUCUGAUAGAAAGAGGCUCUAAGGAAAAAAAAAACAGCCUCCAUAUCAAAUUCGUCCAUGAUACUGCUGUCGGUGAGAGCAUUCAUGCUAUUGCUUCCUUUUCUGACAAGUUAUUGGUUCCCUGCUCCAAUAACUUGAUACUAUAUGGAAUGGGACAAAAACAACUUUUGAAGAAGUCAAUCAGCCCUGUUCCUCCAUCAAUUUCCAAGAUCACAAGUGUGUGUACCUGGGGGAGUGACAGAGUAGCAGUUGGUGAUAUUCAUGAGUCCGUAACCCUAUUCAUUUUCGACAAGAAAUUAGAUCAGUUCAUAGGUCUGGCUGAUGAUGUCGUGAAGAGACAUGUAACGACUAUCACAUUCCUCGACAAAUCUACCGUUAUUGGAGGUGAUAGGUUUGGAAACGUAUGGGUACUGCGGGUACCCGCGCGCAUCGAAAAGCUCAUCAACGAAGAAUAUUCUUUUUUUGCGAGCAAAUAUGAAAGGAAGGACAGCAAUGAGCUUCCUCGAAACAUCAUGGAGUGUCCGUGUAAAUGGGAUGUGCUCAAUCAUUUUUACAUCAACGACAUACCUAUUUCAUUUCAGGUCGUCAAAGGUUUAGAUUUGUCAGACAGGGCAUGCGUUCUAUACACAGGUCUUCAAGGCACAAUUGCAUGUCUUGUUCCGCUCUUGACGAAGAAUGAGAUCGAAUUUUAUCAUGCAUUAGAAGAUACGCUUCGAAAUGCAGACGAGACGUUCUUCAUGAAGAAUGAAAAUGAAAGUGCGGCUCGAGACACUGAUAAUCGAGAUGAAGUUGGAAGCGUGGGCAGUACUUUAGGCAAACCAAAUCUUUCCAGUCCAAGGCCCAUGAUUGAAGGUGCUUAUAGUUUGGUGGGCCGCGAACAUUUGAUGUACAGAAGUUAUUACGCGCCUGUGAAAGGUGUAAUUGAUGGCGACUUCUGCGAAAGCUUUUUGUCUCUAUAUCCAAGUGAGCAGGAGUUUCUCGUGAGUCGCAUGUCCGUUAAGAGCGCAAAACAAGUUCAGAAUCGGUUGAUGGAAAUGCGCACCAGCAAUAUAUAG
This is a messenger RNA of Lachancea sp. 'fantastica', 3798 nucleotides long. The record is from the annotation of a GenBank genome assembly. NCBI's taxonomy places the organism in Eukaryota, Fungi, Ascomycota, Saccharomycetes, Saccharomycetales, Saccharomycetaceae.